AUGUCAAGCAUAAAUUAUACAACACGAACUGAAGGGCAAACAAGAAUUAACACAAUAAUAUGGACUGUACCUAAUUUUAUUAAUUUACUUGAAAACAAGACGAGGGAGUUUCGUACUGAGAAACCAAAGGAACCCACAGCAGACUCUGUACAUUCGAAAUUUUCUCUAAAGAUGCAGUUUUUGGGUCGCGACAAUGACAUUAUUGAGAUAUAUUACCUAUCACCUAACCCUGUCUUUCUGAAGUCUAUAUUAACCAUAUGUUUAAAACGAUUUGAAGAACGUUCUAUAGUUAUAAAGGAGUACCACACUGUUCAAGGUAAUAAAUGGCAGUACUUGGCCACAUUGUUCAAGAGAGACAUAGCCAGCUAUGAUGGGCGUGACAUAUUUCUUUUAAGCGAUGGCAGCUUAAGAUUAAAAUUCCAGUUUAUGGUGACAAAUGAUAUUAAAGUAGAUCAGUCUUAUGUACCUGAAGCCCAACUAAGCAAUGAUUUUGAAAAUCUUCUAAAUAAUGGCUUAUUUUCUGAUAUUACUAUGAAAUCUUCUGAAGGCAAUGAAUAUAAACUCCACAAAGCAGUUUUAGCUAGUCGAAGUUUGGUUUUAAAAGCUCAUUUUGAGCAUAAUACAGUGGAAUGUCAUACAAAUAUUGUUGAAUCACACCUCGAGACUGAAGUCCUUACUGAAGUAUUGACAUUUAUUUAUAGUGAUAAAGCACCCAGAGUUGAUGAUAUUCCAGAAAAACUAUUGGCAGCAGCAGAUUUUUAUCAACUACAUAGACUAAAGAGUCUGUGUGAAGAAGCUCUACAUAAAAAGUUAACGGUAGAUAAUGCAAUAAAAACUCUACAGCUUGCCGAUUUGCAUUCAGCCAAGACUCUCAAACAACUGACAUUAGAAUUUAUAAAAGAUGGUCAAGCCAAGCUCAUAACCAAAACAGAAGGGUGGGCUAAAGUUGAGUCGGUUGAAUUAAUUAAAAGUAUUUAUGAAUAUAUCAUGGCUGACGAUGUCGAAGCAGAUAUUAAG
Molecule: messenger RNA, 1017 nt
Organism: Brenthis ino (lesser marbled fritillary)
Lineage: Eukaryota; Metazoa; Arthropoda; Insecta; Lepidoptera; Nymphalidae
Source: the annotation of a GenBank genome assembly